This is a messenger RNA of Portunus trituberculatus (swimming crab), 3190 nucleotides long. RefSeq lists its product as uncharacterized. Gene Ontology annotation, biological process: extracellular matrix organization. Bases 521 to 1912 code for a protein of 463 amino acids. NCBI's taxonomy places the organism in Eukaryota, Metazoa, Arthropoda, Malacostraca, Decapoda, Portunidae. The transcript has 8 exons. The record is from RefSeq and is a predicted model, not a curated record. Gene Ontology annotation, molecular function: metalloendopeptidase activity. Gene Ontology annotation, cellular component: extracellular matrix.
GCCACAACCACAACCACCAUUCCAGCCACAACCACCAUUCCAGCCACAACCACCAUUCCAGCCACGACCACCCUUCCAGCCACAACCACAACCACCAUUCCAGCCACAGCCACCUUUCCAGCCACCCUUUGGAUCUUCUAAACCUGAAAACGAGUCUGUGUUCCCCCCGGCGACCAUCCCCAAUGAGAUCAGUGGAAUACCAACGCCUCUCCGCUGCUUGCUCUUCCCAGCCUUCCUUCACCGAUACAUUGGCUGUGGUUCCUUUAUCUCCACCGGUUCUGUAGUGGUCUCUUCGUCUGCCAGUAGUCCUCAUGCGUUCCAGUUAACCCCGUUAGCCAGACUUGGGGCUUUGGAAACUAUCUCGCCCUCAGAGGUAGAUUUUGAUUAUAAGAGAAACAAGGAUGUGCUAGUUAACUCCGGAGACGUGCCCGUAAAGGAAAAGUCACCACUAACUCCCCACAAUUCCGUUAACUCGCCAUUCUCCCAUUCUGACAAUCCUCUAUUUUAUCCCUCUUCUUCCAUGACCCCGCAAACUCGCGUAACUUUUGCCACACCGUCUAACUUCACAGAAAAGAAAGGGAGAGCAUACGAGUCAAUAGGACGGGAGUGGCUAGCGGAGGAAAGUCAGGUCGAACCAACAAGAAGUGAAGGAAAACUCUUGUUGUCUGCCAUUGACCAUGGAUUGGAAAGGAAGAAUGUAUUCUACCGAGAGCAAGAAGUGGUUGAUGAAGAAAAAUGGAAGGAAGAACUUUUCAUUAAUAAAACGAACGAUAUCAUUAAUCUUGAGACCGCAGAACAGAUAUUCACACAGAGUAGUGAUAAUAGCCAAGACAUCUCAGAGAUAGGUUCCAUUGAGCACAACCAGAAUGCUACCCUCUCGUCACACUCUGGGAAUGAUACGCACUUUGUUGGCGAGGAGGAGGAUGCUGAUAGGGUUACUGACAAGAGAAGGAAGAUGAAAAACGAAGACGGAAGUGACGGUGACUGUGUGAAUGCGACAAACAAGUGUGACAGUCAUGCCGGUGGUAAAGACAAUAACAGUAUGACUGGCGUUGACCUAGGAGGCGAAGAAUUACAGAGAGAUAUCGAAGAGGGUGACAGAGUUAUAAUAUGGGAUCUCCCGAAACUCAAUGUGACGGGCAUCGGUCUAUACGUCCCCAUGCCCCCAGAGUUUUUCCGUCAGUUGCUGGCUCCUGUGUAUUCCGAGGGUCGCCUGUCUGCCCAUCCCAUCCCUCUCUUAGACAGCUCAGUGGCGCUGCUUCGGGACGGUUCUGCACAUCCACCUGUCCUCGCCCUCACCGCACCCUCCCACGCCCGCCGCAGCGUCGCCUCUCCCUGCAGCAGGUCGUGUGGCGGUGGCAUUCGUACCAUCUCUCAGGUUUGCGUGGAAGUGGAGACUCCGGAGAAGCAAGUCGCGGAGGAUAAGUGUCUGGGUUUACCAAACUACCACGCUCCCUUCAACCAGAUCUGCAACACUUUCCCCUGCCGCCAGCCCAGGUGGGUGGCAGGGUCGUGGAGUACUUGCUCGGCUUGGUGUGGCGCAGGGUUACAGUACCGCCUUGUGGGUUGCAUAGAGCCACUACUAGAAGAUGCUGCUCCCUACCUCGCUUGGGCCCUCUUCGUGAAGCCCACUGAGUGUCCCAGCGAGCAGCCCCUCAGUGUGCGGGUGUGUGAGGGCCCCUGCCAGCCUGUGGACUGCAGCCUUCCUGCCAACACACUGCACUUAGCCUGCACCAGCCACCUGCCGGACCCACCUCUAGAGCAGGACCACCUUAGUGACUAUGCAGUUAACUUAACCUUUGAAAGCUCAGAUCCGACACGAGGAGCCCAUGCACUCAGCCCCAGGUUUGGGGCGCUGAUUCUGUCCUUGGUUGAGGCGCCGGAGAGUGGCGUCUCCAUAUUGUAUGCCUGACCCAAUCCGUUCUGGAUCCAGUUCCCCUGCAAUAAACAGUUUAUCUAGUCUUUAAAAGGGCAAUGAUCUAAAGCCUGAAUAUUCAUUGUAAAUAAGUAAUUCUGAUCAGCUCCAACACUUGGAGUGACUCCCAAAAGAAAGCAUUAAAAUGCACUGUCCAUAAGAGUAAAAAGCCUGAAGACAACAAAAUGGUAUAGAUGGAUGAGUAGGAGUGAUAAGGGCAGUUUUCCACAUAUGCAGAUGAUAUAGACCUAAUUGCUGAAGACAUAGAAGAUCUAAGAAGAAUGUCACAUUUGUUUGUUAGGACUGCUAGAGAGGUAGGACUGGAUAUCAAUGUUGACAAGACUAAGAAGAGAAAUAGGGCAACAAGAAGUGUACAUCAAUGGAGAGAAGGUGGAGGAGAUAGAAAAUUUUACAUACUGGGGAGGACGUGCAGCACGAGAGGAGGUGUUUGAGAGAGUAGCAAGGGGAAAUAGAAGCUUCCACAGUUUGAGGGAAAUAUUCCACAGCAGAGAAAUAACAAGGAAGAUCAAGAUAGAAACAUAAAAGGUACUGACAAGACCAAUAGUAAUGUAUGGUUUAGAAACAAUAGCCUUAACAAAGAUGGAAAGGAAACUGGACAUGUUUGAAAACAACAUCCUGAGGAAGAUUUGUGGACCAAAGAAGAGGGAAGAUGGAGAAAGAGACACAAUGCAGAGAUCAGAGAAAUGACUGAAGUGACCUGGCUGAGCAAAGAAAUCAGAGCAUCCAAACUGACAUGGGCAGGACACGUAGCAAGGAUGGAGGAUGGACUAUUGCCUUGGAGAGUGAUGAACUGGAGACCAGUUGGGAGAAAACCACUAGGAAGACGAAGGACAAGAUGGGAGGAUGGAAUGCAGCAGAUGAUGAGUGACGACUGGAGGGAGGAAGCAGCAGACAGGAACCAGUGGAAGGCACUGAUGGAGGCACCCAUGAGCUGCAGGGCUCGAGAGCUAUGGGAGUGAGUGAGUGAGUAAUGGUACUUUCAUCUCAUUGUUAACCAUCACAGCCUUUUCCAGUUUACCACAUUCCUCCUUCAGUUCUCGAUUUUCCUUGAACAGCUGAUCUUACUUGACAUCUAAUUUCUCUUUCCACUGAUAUAAUUUUAAAUUGUUUUUUCCUUUUUAGAGCCCAAAAACUCCCUUCUAGGACUCCAUUGUUUUUCUGUUUCAGCACAAUCAAUUUACUACAAUUCUGGCAACAGAAAACUAACCUAUUCCCCUCCUCCCCUGCAAUACAUCACCAGGCUUGUGCUAGGAG